Messenger RNA from Triticum turgidum subsp. durum (durum wheat), 1257 nucleotides. Lineage: Eukaryota; Viridiplantae; Streptophyta; Magnoliopsida; Poales; Poaceae. The record is from the annotation of a GenBank genome assembly.
AUGGCGCCGCCGCAGCACGACCCCCGCCGCCCCUACAAGCGCCCGGCCAUCUCCGACCAGCAGCGCCGCCGCGACUCCGCACUCCAGACCCAGUCCGCCCGCCGCGCCGACGCCCAGGCGCGCGCGCGCAGCCUCGCCAACUCCCUGCUCUCUCCCCAACCCUCCUCCCCCGCCGCCGCCGACCAGCCCCCGCCCUCCCUCGAGGCCCGCGACGAACGCGGCCAUGAUCCCACCGUCGCCGACGUCGCGUUGGCCGCAGCCAAGCUCCGGGGCCCCGACCAGCGCCGCUGGUUCGCCCGCCAGAUCAUGCUCCCCGAGUGGAUGGUCGACGCCCCUCCCCACCUCGCCCGCGACUGGCAUGUUUCUGCCAGACCUGCUGGCAAACGAUGCAUGGUCGUGUCGUCGAACGGCAUCACGAUUAGCAGGCUCCGUAACGGAACGAUUCUUCACCGGUUCCCCUCCGCCUUGCCCAACGGGUCAAAGAAAGGGCUCUCUGGCCCUGCAAGCUCCUACUCUAUCCUCGACUGCAUAUUCCAUGAGCCUGAUGAGACGUACUACAUCGUUGAUAUGAUUUGUUGGCGAGGCUAUUCGCUGUAUGACUGCACUGCCGAGUUCAGAUUUUUCUGGGUGAACUCCAAGCUUACGGAGACUUCUGCUGGUGAUCCUCCAUCGGCAUACCAUCGGUAUAGAUUCAGUGUUGUCCCUAUGUAUGAGUCCACGCUUGAUGGCCUUCAAACAGCAUAUUCGGGAAGCACACCUUAUGUUAAAGAUGGCUUGCUGUUCUAUAACAGGCAUGCACAUUAUCAAGCUGGAAUCACACCCCUUACAUUAGUAUGGAAAGACAAUACCUGCAGCCAAUACCUUCUUGAUACAGAUAGCGAGGGACAAGUUCCAACUGAGCAACACGUUGUGUUGGAGCUGCAAGAGGAUGGAAAGCUAGUUACUUCUGAUGAUCCUCCAAUUGCAUUUGGUAGCUUGGACAACGAAUUUAUCCAGAAGUCAAACCUGCGGCCAGGGAACCUUCUUCGCUUCAGUGUAAGAGAUGAAAGUGUGAAACUUGUGGAUGGAAAGAUGGAGAUUGGUGAGCUGCAACUUGCCGGAAAGUUGAACCGCUCUCGUACUUUUGCUGACAGCCACUCCAAAGUUUUGUUCCAGUAUGCUGCCAGGCAUGCGCCUCUGAGAAUUGAGGAUCUGGUAGCUUCUGUUCAAUCAAACAGUAUGGAGAUUGAAUCCACAGAUAUUGAAAUGCAAGGUUGA